AUGGAAGAAAAACAGCUGUACGGUGCACUGACGGUGUACCGUGAGAGGGGACUGUAUCUCCGUCGAUUGGAACAGUUCGAAAAAUCUAAGGCCGCGUACGAUGAGGCGUUUAAAAACAAUCCGGAAGACGUGCGACUGCUCAUCGGGCGCAGCCAGGUGUGCGCGGACGCAGUGCGGCCGCAGCAGGCGUACGACGACGCGCAACUUGCGCUCAAGCUCGUGCCGGGCAACAUGAACGCACGCAACAUGCAAGCCAACGCCUUAUACACCAUGUCCGACUUCGAACGCUCGGUCGUCAUGAACUACCGCGGCUACAGGCUGCGGCGACAGCCACCCUACUUCUUAGAAGGUAUCAACCAAGGCUUGGAAACCAUACAGGAUUGUGUAGGCAAAAACUCGGGCCACGUCAUGUUAGAUUUCUUACCACUCAUCAAGCAAAAUGAAGCUCACAAGGUGGACGACACCGAACCUAAAAAAGUGCUUCGCGUGUCUCGCAUACCUUAUCCAGAAAAACACAAAAAACUCACGCAGUUAGAGACUCGUCAACAUAUGAUAUUAUCACGGGUGCUUGCGAAUAAAUAUCUAGGCCCUAUGGCUUAUGAUAAGUUUUUUCUCCAAUCUCUCGCUGAAGACACGCGGUUGAAGAGCGCGAAUUCCAAAGGUAGUCAGGAAUUGAAAGCCUUAGUAGACGAAACUUUAAGAUCAUUAUCUGAGCGACAAGAAAUGUUGCGGGCUCAACGACCAUACUAUACUAUAAAGUUAGCUGAAAAAUCCGAAUCCAAACAUCAAACUCAGUACAGAAAACAGUUAUUGAUCAAUGAACGCCAAAUAAAUACCCGUACAGCAGAGCGCUUAGUAAGACAGAUCGAAAAAUCUAUGAGAGCUGGUAAAGUCAUGGAUUUAAUUGCUAAAGCGGAACGUAUGCAGAUAUUCCUUGACAGCAAGACUCCGCACACUUUGCCAGAUAAAGAUCUCUUUAUAGACCGCUUGUAUAAGGGUGUGGGAGAAGGAUACCUGUCGCAACACAGGCUGUCGUACAAACUGAGCGAGCGAGGCAAUCGGCGCCGCAUCCAGUUCCUCAUGGGCCUCCCGGUGCCUCGGCCCACUUCUUUCGAUUCCGUGAUAGCGAAUUACCCCUUUAAGUUUGUUGAUACCAAAUACGCUACUGAAAGAGUCAUGGAAAAUCUUGAAAUGUGCGAAAAUUCGUUCAUGAAAUGUUGGUUGAUGUACGAGCUAGCUCGGCUCCUGACAAGUCAGAAGAAUUAUGCGCUGGCCAAGUUUUACGCCAAACGAUGUCAGCGUGAAGCGCAGAGUAUAGGCAGUGUAACGUGGUGGUUGAACGCGUGCUUUGUGUUAAUAAGCGGAGACAUGCAGCAAGGCAACACUAAUGAAGUGAAAGCCGCAGCUGACGAAGCGUUGGAUUGGACCAGGCGAGUGCAAGAUCCAGAGGGACUGCAAGCAUUUCUGACGAAAUGUGCGGAAUUAGCGGCUGAGACUGUGGCCGUAGAUGAAACGAAGGCUAUUGUACACCGUGAGAAACAAAUUCUGAAGAUUAUGGACGACGUUUCCCGCGUAGACACAGAAGUGUUGUUCAAGCGGAUAUCGACCGUGCCGGCAGGGCGUCGCUUCUCAGUGCUGCCGCGUAAGCCGGAGCACAUGCAGAUGACGUCAGAGCGGCGCCGGCGCAGGCAGCGCGGGCUCACCGUCAUACCGGGGAUGGAGAAGGGCUUACCUCCGGCACCUAAGUCUGAUACUCUCGGAUUCCAAAAAUUCGAUAUGUAG
Messenger RNA from Pectinophora gossypiella (pink bollworm), 1782 nucleotides. RefSeq names its product outer dynein arm-docking complex subunit 4-like. The transcript has a single exon. The record is from RefSeq and is a predicted model, not a curated record. Gene Ontology annotation, molecular function: protein binding. Bases 1 to 1782 code for a protein of 593 amino acids. NCBI's taxonomy places the organism in Eukaryota, Metazoa, Arthropoda, Insecta, Lepidoptera, Gelechiidae.